CAAAAACCUUUCGAUUGGAUAGAUGAAGAAAUGAGUUUGCAUUUGAAUUUGUACUUCACGAAAUGGAAACACCUAGAAAUUCAAUUCGUGCCGAAACAUCAAUAAUCAGUGGUAGGAUUAAGGCAAGUCACGUCUGACGAUGCAUAGUCAUUUCUUUUUUUCAACUGGGUUUUUACUGUUGUUCAAAGAAUGGAAAAUAGACAACGAUGGUGCUUUAACUGGUGCAUUUUUUGGUCUUUUUGUAUUCCAAUUUCUCAGUGAAAUUCUUCGGUAUUUUGAAACAAGAUGGUUUCGGCAACGAGAUGUCGUUUCUAGGAAUGGCGAUCGUUCUCUGCCAGAAAAUGUGGAUUAUGGCAGCUGUGAACGGCACAACGAAGUGCCAUCAAUUGCUUCUUCACGAGAAAACACAAUAACCAUCGUAUUCGCUCACAAUGUGUACAUUAAAAACGUAUUUACAACGCUACGUAUGUUCAACAGUUUUAUUAUUCUGCCAUCACUAGUUGCUGCAAACUAUUUUGUCAUGUUGGCGGUCAUGACCUACAAUGUUUGGUUAUUAUUGGCAGUUUGCACAGCAAGUGGUUUGUCUUAUUUUAUUUCACAAACAGAUAUUGAUUUACCACGACGUAAUACUAGCGCAAGCUCUCAAAGAACCAUUGUAUUCAACGAAGACAUCGACUGCUGACGGAGAAAUUAUAAAGUGGAAUAAUUCUUUUUAAAAAACUGUAAAAAUUCAUAUUUCUGUAUGAUUGUAUAAAAUGUUCUUUUAAUUCUUCUCGACGAUGGCUUGAAUGCACCUAAUAAUGGAAAUGAACAUCAGAAUUCGUCAAACAUUUUAACGACAUCAGUUUUGAUGUAAUUAAUGCAAUACGUUAUGACGUAAUUAACACCACGAGUUAUGAUGUAAUACAAAGUAGUGAAUUUAUAGUAAAAAUAUAGAAAUGGACUUAA
Messenger RNA from Xenia sp. Carnegie-2017, 948 nucleotides. RefSeq lists its product as uncharacterized. Gene Ontology annotation, cellular component: membrane. Gene Ontology annotation, molecular function: copper ion transmembrane transporter activity. The transcript has 2 exons. Lineage: Eukaryota; Metazoa; Cnidaria; Anthozoa; Malacalcyonacea; Xeniidae. The record is from RefSeq and is a predicted model, not a curated record. The coding region runs from base 140 to 682 and encodes 180 amino acids. Gene Ontology annotation, biological process: copper ion transmembrane transport.